AUGAGCAAUCCUAAGGCAAGACGUACCCGAUGUGACAAACUACACCAUAGCGUCCCGGAGCCCUAUAGGGGGUACGCGCCCCAAUCAUCUCUUGAGUCACCCCCCUCUCCACAACACCCCGCAACCCCGGCGCUAAGGCUAGGACGGCAGCCAACCCAGCAAGAACUCGCCCCACCCAGGGACCACCCCCCGCCGACCCAUCAGGCACUGCAGCAAGCCCAUCGAGACGGCAGGGAACAUGGCCGGCUAAAACAAGCAUCAGACACGCUUUCCAUUACUGAUGAACGGAAGCCCCUGUAUCUGAGCCAGGUCAGAGCCCUGUCAGAUAUUAUCAAUAUAAUCCGCCAGGAGUCUGAGCCUGACCUGAGCCGGUCGGAACCCCGUCACAAACCAGUUCACACUCACGUCCAAGGUGUCCUCAUCCCGGUCUACUACACGAAUGUGAUCCAUUACGUCAGGUACCAAGUGUAUGUGAUCGAUGGCAAUCCCCGAAGUCAGCGCCCGUGGUUAAAAGGCGAGCAAUCAGUAGGCGCGACCGACGCCCACGAAGAAGGCGAGGACGACAGCUCCUCCAGCCCAGCACCCGACCCCCGCUCCAGACCCCUGCUCCAGCCCCCUGUCCAGGACCCCAGCUCGACCUGCACAGGCCUAGCUGACUUCACCAUGCUCCUCCUCCUCCUGGUUUUGGUGACUGUCAAUCACAUGACAGAAAUUGCAUUGAGGUCUGGAAAUAAAGCAUGUACUGCUGACGGAAAGCUGCUCUCCUGUACAGACGAAUCCAAGAUGAUUUCUUCUCCAUGCAAAUUGUGUAAAGACGGAGAGUGUCUGAUCAACAACCUGUGUACUGUGACCGGAAACCAAGUCCAAAACCUCAAUGGAAAGGUGGUGACCAUCCCUGACCGCUGCACCUACGACAUGGCCAUCAACAGAAACUUGUACAGCGUAAAAGCAUUCUUCAGAGAGCACAGACGCAAAGAUGUCUCUGUGCUGGACGCUCUGGAGUUGACUGGCAAAGCUACCGUCUUCCUGUUUAGACAGGGGCAAGUGAAGGUGAACGGUUCCGUUGUGAACCUGACGUCUCCGGUGUCGCUGGAUGGAGCCAACAUUUCCAAAACAUCCUCAGGGUUCUCCUUCAUCGCUGAACAUUUUAGAAUGUACUUUAAAGGAGACGCGGCGACCAUCGGCAUUCCUGAUGACCAUUCUGCCAACUACAGUGGUGUGUGUAAUUCUUCUACGCCAGAAAGCAACAAGGACAAUAAUCUGAGUGAGGACGGCUGCGGCCUCCUGAACUCCUCCAUCCUCUCCUCCUGCUUUUCCAUCGCGGAAGGGAAUGAGUUGAUGAAGAUGUGUGAAAACUUCCUGUGCAAAUAUCCGUCUGUAGACACCGCUCGCUGCAUGUUCCAUGAGACUUUAGCCAUGACCUGUGACCUCCUCGAGAAACCAGUGGCCAACUGGAGGAACCAGACGCAAUGUGAAGCUACUGCGGGGAAAUGUGUGGACACUUUCUGCGCUGAGAACGAGUUCUGUGCUCUGGAAGACGGAAAAGAGACAUGUCUCUGCCGCGCUGUGUUUGCCUCACGUUAUCGACCCAACAACACUUUCGGGGAGCCCACAGUGUGUAGCGAGAGCUCGGGGUCUCUCUCCCUGGCCCUGUGUCUGCUGAAGGAGAAAAACAUCCAUUAUGAUAAGCUCCAGCUGAUCGACCCAAACUGCACCGGCCUCGUCGACAAGGACAAGGGCCUGCUCACGUUUAGCUUCAACAGCACCGACAUGUGUGGCACCAAUGUCACGGUGGAGAACGACAGUGUUAUGCACAAAAAUAAAGUGAUGCUGUCCAACACAACGUCUGGUCUGAUCACACGUGCAGACCAGUUUGAGCUGGACUUCUCCUGCUUCUACAGCAUGCCCCAGGUCCAGACUGUGGGACUGAAGAUCAAGGACAGCUUGGUUAUGGCGACCAUCACAGCGGGCAACUGGACUUAUAACCUGAGCAUGAAGGCUUACGGGGACGAGGGCCGGACCAAAGCUCUGACCCCAGGAGAUAAUAUCACCCUGGACCAGACUGUGUGGGUGGAGCUCCGCACAGAGGGACUGGACCAGGACCUGGUCAAACUGGUGACGGACUCCUGCUGGGCCACCAGUGAGGCGGACACCAACUCCACGCUCAAAUACGAGCUGGUGAAGAUGGGCUGUGCCAAUGCUGCAGACGAGUCCGUGACGGUGCACCAGAACGGCCUGGGAACCUUCAACUACUUCUCCUUCAACACCUUCAAGUUCAGCGGAACCUCCUCCUCAGACCUGUACCUGCACUGUGAGGUGUCUCUAUGUGUGAAGGACUGUGCCCCGGUAACACAACUACACAACCCUCUGUAA
Molecule: messenger RNA, 2373 nt
Organism: Knipowitschia caucasica
Lineage: Eukaryota; Metazoa; Chordata; Actinopteri; Gobiiformes; Gobiidae
Source: the annotation of a GenBank genome assembly